UUUAUCGUGUUUAAAGUUUACCAAAUCGGCGCUGCAAACUCAGUCAGCAUUUGCAGUUAAAGCUAAGUAAAUGAAGCGAAUAAGUGAAGUCACUUUCUUUCUUGUGGCACUCGCGUUUGGUGGCGUGCAUGGCGAGUGCGAUAAGUGCAAUACUAAUAAUCCUGUAGCUUGUCACAGCGAAACGGUCUAUUCACUCUGCAUUAAUGAUCAACCAACCAUGAAUUUCGUCACAUGCCCCACUGAUUAUAUAUGUACAAGCGAUGUGUAUGUUUGUUAUCCAAGCAAUUCGUCAGUUGCAAGUUGCACUAAUUCAACUAUCGACGAAACAUCUCAGUGCGGCAUUUGUGCAUCCAGGAAUAAUUUGUAUGCAUGCCUUAAUGAAACGACCAUUGCGUUCUGUUUUACCGACGGUGUGCCACAUUACGAGUCACUUUCUUACUGUCCAGCGGGCACUGUCUGCGAUUUGAAUGCGGAAAGUGGAUUUUGCACAGCCUCCACAAAAACUACGCCAAGUUGCAGACAAAGCCAAUGGACAACCCCGGUACCCACCACUGCAACGAAUUCUGUAUCUACUAGUGAUACGACUCCUAUAGCCACCACUACAACAACUCCUGUACCUACCACUACAACAACCCCAGUAGCCACCACUACAACAACUCCUGUACCUACGACUACAACGACUUCUGCUGCUACCACUACAACAACUCCUGUACCUACCACUACAACAACUCCUGUACCUACCACUACAACGACUCCUACACCUACCACUACUACAACUCCAGUACCCACCACUACAACGACUUCUGCACCUACCACUACGACACCUAUAUCCACUACCACAACAACUCCAGUACCCACCACUACAACGACUCCUGUACCCACCACUACAACAACUCCUGUACCUACGACUACAACGACUCCUGCACCUACCACCACAACGACUCCUGCAGCUACCACUACAACAACUCCUGUACCCACCACUACAACAACUCCUAUACCUACGACUACAAUGACUUCGACACCUACCACUACAACGAAUUCUGCACCUACCACUACAACAACUCCAGUACCCACCACUACAACAACUCCUGCACCUACUACUACUACAACUCCUGUACCUACGACUACAACGACCCCAGUACCCACCACUACAACGACUCCUGCACCUACCACUACAACAACUCCAGUACCCACCACUACAACGACUCCUGCACCUACCACCACAACAACACCUAUACCCACCACUACAACAACUCCUGUACCCACCACUACAACAACACCUAUACCCACUACCACAACAACUCCUGUACCCACCACUACAACAACUCCAGUACCCACCACUACAACGACUCCUGUACCCACCACUACAACAACUACUGUACCCACCACUACAACGACUCCUGCACCUACCACUACAACAACUCCAGUACCCACCACUACAACAACUCCUGUACCCACCACUACAACGACCCCAGUACCCACCACUACAACGACUCCUGCACCUACCACUACUACAACUCCAGUACCUACGACUACAACGACCCCAGUAUCCACCACUUCAACAACUGCAGUAACCACCACUACAACGACUCCUGCACCUACCACUACAACAACUCCAGUACCCACCACUACAACGACUCCUGUACCCACCACUACAACGACUCCUGCACCUACCACUACAACAACUCCGGCUACAACCACUGAACACGAUCUUACUCCGGCGGAAAUUUGCGAAAAUUAUGGCACAUCGGGUACCAUUGCUUACCCUGGUGAUCUUACGUGUAAAAUGUCUAUUCAGUGUAGCGAAACUAAUAAUGUUUGGAAUGCAGUCGUAAAUACAUGUCCUACGAAUCAGUGGUUUGAUCCUACUUUAAAAUUUUGUACCACAACAUAUAGUUGCCCCACUCAGAGUACUUCAACAACGACAAUGACAACCACAACCACAACAACGACAACACCAGAUCCAACCACAACUACAGCAGCUCCUACUCUGGAGGAAAUAUGUCAAGAGCACGGCACGGCGGAUACAAUUGCUGCACCCAAUGACACUACUUGUACAAAAUACAUCGUCUGUUCGAAGCCUGGGGCUAGUUGGAUUGCUCAGGAGUAUACUUGCAAGGUUGCCUUUGAUCCGACUACAAAAAAAUGUAGCACUACUUAUGUCUGUACAACGUAGAGGUAUCGGCGCUCUUAAGAGCGUCUCUUGCAGAAAUAGUUGCACAAAAUAGAUAAUGAAAAAUAAUUUUUAAGAAACACUUACUUCCUGUUUUGAACUUUGUAAAUUUCACGUCAGGAUCACAUUGAUAGAUUUUAAAUUAUUUACAUGAAUAAACGGGAUACCUAAGCA
Bactrocera dorsalis (oriental fruit fly) is the source of this 2347-nucleotide messenger RNA. Its product is annotated as mucin-5AC. NCBI's taxonomy places the organism in Eukaryota, Metazoa, Arthropoda, Insecta, Diptera, Tephritidae. Gene Ontology annotation, cellular component: extracellular region. Bases 71 to 2176 code for a protein of 701 amino acids. The transcript is spliced from 6 exons. The record is from RefSeq and is a predicted model, not a curated record. Gene Ontology annotation, molecular function: chitin binding.